Messenger RNA from Gavia stellata (red-throated loon), 687 nucleotides. RefSeq names its product SFT2 domain containing 3 (gene SFT2D3). The record is from RefSeq and is a predicted model, not a curated record. Gene Ontology annotation, biological process: vesicle-mediated transport. Gene Ontology annotation, cellular component: membrane. NCBI's taxonomy places the organism in Eukaryota, Metazoa, Chordata, Aves, Gaviiformes, Gaviidae. The coding region runs from base 1 to 687 and encodes 228 amino acids. The transcript has a single exon.
AUGGCGGACCUGGGCCGGCAGUUGCAGGAGUACCUCGCGCAGUCGAAGGCCGCUGCUGCCGGCGGCUCCAGCACGGCCUCCGCGCCGCCGCCCGCCGGCUGCUCGCAGGAGGAGGCGGGGAGCGGCGGCGGCGGCCUGGGGGCCUGGCUGGGCCCGCUGAACCCCUUCCCGCCGGGCCGCGGCGCCCCCCCCGCGCCGGCGGCGCCCGCAUCGGGGCCGGGCUCGGGCUGGCCGUGGGCGGCCGAGGCGGACCCCUGCCUGCCGGGUCUGUCGCGCUGGCAGCGGCUGGCGGGGAGCGGGCUGUGCCUGCUGCUGGCCGCGCUCUGCUUCGGGCUGGCCGCGCUGUACGCGCCGCUGCUGCUGCUCCGCGCCCGCAAGUUCGCGCUGCUCUGGUCCCUCGGCUCGCUCUGCGCCCUGGGCGCCGCCGCCCUGCUGCGCGGGCCCGCCCGCCUGCUGCGGGAGCCCAGCCGCGGCUCCCUCCUCUACCUGGGCGCCCUCGGCGGCACCCUCUACGCGGCGCUGGGGCUGCGCAGCACCCUCCUGACGGCGCUGGGCGCCGCCGUCCAGCUGGGCGCCGCCGCCGCCGCGCUCCUGGCCGCGCUGCCCGGGGGCGCCGCCGGCCUGCGCCGCCUCGGCGGCCUCCUCGGCGCCGCGCUGCGCCGCCGCGGCAAAGCGCUGCCGGUGUGA